Molecule: messenger RNA, 1245 nt
Organism: Venustampulla echinocandica
Lineage: Eukaryota; Fungi; Ascomycota; Leotiomycetes; Helotiales; Pleuroascaceae
Exons: 5
Coding region: 1-1245 (414 amino acids)
Biological process (GO): transmembrane transport
Molecular function (GO): transmembrane transporter activity
Source: RefSeq, a predicted model, not a curated record
AUGUACGGAACCGCCAAUUUCAUCGUUGUUCCUUGUGCGAGCAUCUUCGGACGCCGCCCAACGUUAUUUUUCAGCAGCGUCAUUUCUCUAGCUUCAAACAUUUGGUUGGCACUUUCCACAGGGUACAACUCAUUUCUCCAUGCGCGAGUCUUAGCCGGCAUUGGUUGUGCGGCCAACGAGAGCAUAAUGGCAAUUGUCAUUGCAGACAUUUUCUUCCUGCAUGAGCGUGGCACAUGGAUGGGCUUUUACUUCUACUGUUACGUUGGGGGCGGACUGAUUGGCCCUAUCAUUGCGGGAGCUUUUCAACAACAUGUCAAUUGGAGAAUGUUCUUCUGGUUCUGUGCUAUCAUGCAAGGGGUUAUAAUGGUCACGCUAGGAUUCUUUGCCCCGGAAACCCGAAGAGAUGGAGCAUUUUCGGCAGAUACCGAAAUCACGACUCCGGCCACGGAUCCUGAAGCUAUUGACCCUGCUCUCGAGGAGGGGUUGGGCCAGCAGCCUGCUGCACACCAGAGCAUGACGACCGCUAACCCAAUCGUUGGUCACGGCCGCCCAAAUCGCCGUCAGCUUAUUCCAUGGCAAAGGGUGGAUCGCAAGGCCUUCAAGGAGCUUUGGCUGCACUUGAUCUCGCUCUUCAUCAUAUUGUUUUACCCAAUCACAUUCUGGGCAGCUAUGACGGCAAAUUUUGCCUCAAACACUCUGCUAUACCUUAUAAUGUGUCAAUCGCAAGCUCUCGCCGCUCCCCCUACCUUUGUCAGUCUUGCCAUCGGAGGCACAAUGUCGGACUGGGUGGCAAUGAAGGCCACAGUACGUAACAACGGUAUCAGAGAGCCAGAAAUGAGGCUGCCGACUUUAUUGCCUUUCCUAGCUGCGAACUUAGUUGGAAUGAUUAUGAUUGGAUUUGGCUUUCAGCAGGGCUGGCCAUGGGAGGCGCCAGUUAUUCUUGGUUAUUCUCUUGUCGGUUUAUAUUCAUCGGUUAUCCAAACCAUUGUUAUCACAUACACUAUCGACUAUUACAAGCCAAUAUCUGGGGCGAUUAUGAAUCUAGCCACAGUGCUCAAGAAUAUGUUCGCCCUCGGCAUGUCAUAUUACGUCAAUAACUGGAUCAUAUCCAAAGGCUACCUUCCACCGAUGUUCUUGUUGAUGGGACUGACAGUUGGUUUUGGCCUGGUUGGGGUAGUUGUUUUUAUGAAAUGGGGCAAGACUAUGAGAACUUGGACGAGACAUAGCAAAGUGCACCAGAUGUAG